AUGUCCUUUAAAGACACGGUACAGAAUUUCGUAGUGCCAGGGAUCAACCUGAGCCUCCUGGAGAUAUGGGACGCACUAUACGACUGCAUGAAGGAACCUCGGGUGCAGAGGAAAAUAGUGCUGGUGAUUGUCAGCAUCGCGUUGUUGCUGGAUAACAUGUUGUACAUGGUCAUUGUGCCCAUCAUUCCAGACUACCUGCGAAGGAUUGGUUCUUGGACGACACAUCUGGAAGGAGGGAGUAUGAUUAGGUACAAUGAGUCUAGCAUCAGGUACUAUGCCAAUGCUACGGGGAACUAUACAGUAACACCAAAGCCAAAGUAUAUUAAUCAGGUCACUGUAUACGAGGGAGAAGAUACAGCUAUUGGGAUUCUCUUUGCCUCCAAAGCUCUCAUACAGCUUAUGGUGAAUCCCAUAUCAGGUACCAUCAUUGAUAAGAUCGGAUACGAUAUUCCUAUGACCUUUGGGCUCAUUGUUAUGUUCUUAUCGACAGCCAUCUUCGCAUGUGGCCGCUCAUACGGUGUGCUCUUCUUCGCCAGGAGUUUACAGGGUGUUGGUUCAGCAUUUGCUGAUACGUCUGGCUUGGCUAUGAUUGCCGAUACUUACACAGAAGAAGCAGAAAGGACAAAGGCCCUUGGUAUAGCCCUUGCCUUUAUAUCAUUUGGUUGCCUGGUUGCCCCACCGUUUGGUGGUACCUUAUAUCAGUUUGCUGGGAAAGAAAUGCCAUUUUUGAUUCUAGCCUUCGUCUCGCUAUUCGAUGCGGUGGCACUGAGGUUAGUUAUGAGACCUAUAAGAGAUCAAAAGAAGGAGCUCGGCGUGGAGCACAAGAAAGGAACGCCUAUAUUUAGGCUCUUUAUGGACCCAUACAUCCUUUGCUGUGCGGGAGCUCUCAUGAUGUCUAACGUAUCGUUAGCUUUCCUUGAGCCUACCAUCAGCGUGUGGAUGAUGGACAACAUGGAGGUGGAAGAAUGGCAGUUGGGCAUGAUCUGGUUGCCGUCAUUCUUCCCUCAUGUCGCUGGGGUCGUCUUGACUGUGAAGAUGUCAAAGAAGUAUCCGAACUACCAGUGGAUGAUGGCUGCUGUAGGCUUAGCAUUAGAAGGAGUCAGCUGCUUCUUCUUGCCGUUUGCAACAAAUUACUGGGUCGUUAUGGUACCAAUAUGUGUCAUAUGCUUUGGAAUUGCUCUUAUAGACACGGCCCUCCUUCCUACACUGGGAUACCUUGUGGACACCCGGUAUGUCAGCGUUUAUGGCUCAAUCUAUGCUAUCGCAGACAUAUCUUACUCUCUCGCCUAUGCGUUUGGGCCGAUGAUUGCUGGCAGUGUAGUGACAACCAUUGGUUUCGUGGCACUUAAUAUCGGCAUUGCUCUCUCCAAUCUUUUAUACUGCCCUAUACUUUAUUCCCUCCGCCACGUGUAUGACUAUAAGCCCUUCGAAGAGGAAGGCCAAGAACAGCUGAACAUGCAAGAUCCUCCUCAAGGCGAUUUCCAGACUUACACCAUGCAGGAGGGUCAGCAAGUGCCUGGAGGAGAUAAGAAUCACCUAGAAUUCUCAAAGCUCUCCAAAGGGCAACAAGAAAAUUAUGGCACCUAUGAGGCCAUGGAAAUGCAAGUUACUGACUACAAUAACCAGGGAGCAAAUGGUCACGUAACGAGUGAUAACAGAACUGUGUCACAAAGGCCGGUGGACAACAACCCAUUCAGGCAACAGCAGAUGCAGCAAGGAGGAACUUUCCAUUACGACCAAGUUAGGGACACCAGCACCCAAGACUCUGCUAUGGGUUCCCCUGUAAGGAGUAUAACCCAGUGCAUAUGGGAUCUACUAAUAGCAGAUAAGAAUGUCGAUAAAAAGUCUCUGUGUUGA
Messenger RNA from Penaeus monodon (black tiger shrimp), 1857 nucleotides. It is a transcript of the gene VAChT, whose product is annotated as vesicular acetylcholine transporter-like. NCBI's taxonomy places the organism in Eukaryota, Metazoa, Arthropoda, Malacostraca, Decapoda, Penaeidae. The transcript is spliced from 3 exons. The record is from RefSeq and is a predicted model, not a curated record. Gene Ontology annotation, biological process: transmembrane transport; chemical synaptic transmission; xenobiotic transport. Gene Ontology annotation, cellular component: membrane; AP-2 adaptor complex; terminal bouton. Bases 1 to 1857 code for a protein of 618 amino acids. Gene Ontology annotation, molecular function: acetylcholine transmembrane transporter activity; xenobiotic transmembrane transporter activity.